Adineta ricciae is the source of this 2001-nucleotide messenger RNA. The record is from the annotation of a GenBank genome assembly. NCBI's taxonomy places the organism in Eukaryota, Metazoa, Rotifera, Eurotatoria, Adinetida, Adinetidae.
AUGUCCGAAAGUCAAAAACCGGCAACAAAAAAACCGAAGAAGGGCAAGACUAUAGCAUUGAACGAUUUUCUUGCUGAUACAUCAAAGACCGUUACUGUCCGUGCAACAAAUUGGUCGGAUAUUGUCGAUCAUGAAGAAGCAGAAACUAAACCUAUCCUUAUUGAUAUUGGAGCACUACCUACAGCUCCUCGUGGUGUCUCAGAAGUUGACCCAAAUACUAUACCAACGAAUCCUCCAUUCAUUGCUGUUGUAGCAAAUCUCUCUUUUGAAAUCGAUGACGAAAAUCUAAGAAGAAUAUUUGCUGAUUUAAAUCCUAAAUCAGCUCGAGUAUUACGAGAAAAUAAUCGCAGUCGCGGAGUUGGCUUCGUUGAAUUUGAAACACGUGACAACUUAAUCGAUGCUUUAAAACGAACAGACAAAGAGAUAUAUGGGCGUAAAAUGCGUAUUACUGUUUCCGACAAGACAGAUAUGCAGGUAGAUGGAGGUCGAGGAUCAUUUGGCGGCCAACGAUCGAAUCGAGGUGGCGGUAGUGGUGGUGGUGAAGGGCGACCAGAAAUGGAUGAAAGAUGGACAAGAGCCAAGGCACGACCUGACGAUGCGUCGGAUGAUCGACCAAGUAGUGGAUUUAAUCGUGACAGACAAAACCGUGGGGAUCAUGGCCGAUCAAAUAUGGGUGGUGGCUCACGAGAUAAUCAUGGUAAUGAUUAUGGAUAUGGAUAUCCACGUAGAAGCGAUGAUCGCGGUGGAGUACACAGCGGUGGUAAUCGGGAUUAUAACCGUCAGGGACAACGCAAUUGUCAUCAAGAUGAUGAUAAUCGAUCGAACAGUGGUGCCGACAGACCUCGUUACUCAGGUCGAUACAGUGAUACACGUGAUACGCGAGAUCGAAAUCGAACGAAUGAUGAAACUCGUGAUGAUCAACGAGAACCACCACGAGAACGUCAACGUUUACAACUUCAACCACGUACGAAACCAUUGGAUGAAUUCGAACCAUUAUCGGGUUCCUCAUCAUCUAUUAAUAACGUUGCUGCUAAUGCUGGACAAUCGUCGAUAUCCAAUGCAGAUGACCCAUCUUCACCCUUGGCAAAUACUUCAACUCAACAAAAUCAAGAUUUAUCAUUCAAUGAGCAUCGAGAUGAUAAUGAACCACAAGAAUCUCGAAAUUCCGAUGAUCGAGUAAAUACAUCUGAUGAACAAUCAACAGUGAAACCAUCGCGUGGUGCUGGUGCUUCGAUAUUUGGUGGAGCGAAACCGGUGGAUACAACUGCAAGAGAACGUGAAAUUGAAAAGAAGCUAAAAGAACUUGAAAUGACUUCUAGUGAAACAACGGGUGAUACUGAAGAAAAACCGGCACCAUCAUCAUCUAGACCAUCACAUUAUCGUUCUGAUCGAGAAGGUUACCGUGGUAAACGAUCAUCACAUAAUGAUGAACAUCGAGAUGGACGAGAUGACGGCCGAUCUGGACAAGGUCUAGAUCAUCACCACAAACGUGAAUAUAGUGGCGGCCGACAGUAUGAAGAUGAUGGUCGACGACGUCAUACUGAUGAUCAUCCACCAUCAGCACGACGUGGUGGCCACGAUCGAGAACGUUAUGGCGGUGGUCAAUCACGACGUGAUCACGAUUCUGUUCGUUUUAAUAAAUAUAAUCAUUCAGAUCGUGAUCAUGAACGUAAUAAUAAUCGACAACGUGAACGAGAAGAUCGCAAUCAAGAUCCCGAUGAAUUUAGCACUUAUGGUCGUCCAUACAAUAACCAACACGGUGAUGGCUUUUCUCGAAACCGACCACGUGGUGGACAACGUCAAAACGUUCCAGCUACAGAUGAUUCAAGCAAACUCCAAUUAUCCAAUAAAUUCUGUAUGCUUAACGAUGAUGAUCUUGAUGAUGAUAAUGAAGAUAAUGAUGCUCAAAGUCCAAGUAUUGACGAAUUAUUCUACGUUGAUAUUUUCACAAAUCGUGUUGAUAUCAUGUCGGAAGAAUUUGCGUGCUUAUUUGAUUUCUAA